AUGACCAGAGACAAUUCUGUUGAUGACACCACCAGUCUCCCCAAGACAGAGGUCGCAGGGAAGUUCAGUACAUCUCUAGGACUGCUGGAGCUGCACACCGACAUCUCUAGAGAAGAGAAGGUGGUUGAAGCAUCAGAAGUAGUAGAAUUUCAAAAAAUAGUGGGUAGCUUAAUUGAACUUGUUGAUCAACUAGCAAAAGCUGCUGAAAGUGAGAAGAUGAAGGCCAUUGGUGCACGAAAUUUGCUGAAGUCUAUAGCUAAGCAAAGAGAAGCUCAGGAACAGCAACUUCAGGCUUUAAUAGCUGAGAAAAAGAUGCAGUUGGAAAGAUACCGAAUAGAGUAUGAGACACUAUGUAAAAUAGAAGCUGACCAGCAUGAAUUCAUUGACCAAUUCAUUUUUCAAAAAUAAAGGAUUUUAAGAUAAACAGCAUACUGACCUGGGAACUUGACCAUUCCAGGAUCCUGAGGCUUUCAAAAAUAUGCAAUUUUUCAUUGUAUAUGAAUUAACAGAUGGCUUGUACAAAUGAAAAUGUUUUUUAAUACAAUUUGAAUUUACACUAAAAGUGGCAAUAAGGAAAGCUUUCUAACAGAUGUAAAUAAAGACAGUUCUGUCCUGUAGUUUUAUAAAAUGUUUGUACAGUCAGUAGUUCAAAUUCAGAUUACAAUUGAAUUAACGCUACUGUUGCUAUGUUAUGUCUCUCACUUUUUGAAGUGUGCAACUCUUUUAAAUAAAUCAGGAAAUAAAUUAUUGUUUUCAGACCUUC
This is a messenger RNA of Struthio camelus australis, 763 nucleotides long. Lineage: Eukaryota; Metazoa; Chordata; Aves; Struthioniformes; Struthionidae. The record is from RefSeq and is a predicted model, not a curated record.